This is a messenger RNA of Schistocerca americana (American grasshopper), 811 nucleotides long. Its product is annotated as E3 SUMO-protein ligase ZBED1-like. The transcript has 2 exons. The coding region runs from base 111 to 704 and encodes 197 amino acids. Lineage: Eukaryota; Metazoa; Arthropoda; Insecta; Orthoptera; Acrididae. The record is from RefSeq and is a predicted model, not a curated record.
CAGCCGUUAGCCACGUACUUGUCGUGCUUGAGAGUUUUUUAUUUGAGCAAGUCCGUUGUGUCCGUGAAUACCAACAUAAGCAUACGUUCACCCAUGGAGAAUUUGCAGACAUGUUGUUUGCGUACAGCUACUGUAACGGCAGCGCCCAUGUGGCUGUGGCAGAAUACCAGAGGCGUUUCCCUGAUCGACGAGCUCCCUGUCAUGGAGUAUUUCCAAGGGUUCUUCAAACGUUACGUGAAUCUGGAUCACUAUCCAGUAGACAUGUAACAUCAGGAGGUGAAGCCUCUCUUGCAGUGGAGUUGCCAGAAGAAGGCACCACAGCCAGCAGCACACAGGGGGAAGCAGUUCCCUCCACAUCACUGCAUCAGACAGCCAUCACAGAAUACAUUCCCAAAAAGAUGGGACUGAUUCAAAAGAAGAAGGUGGAUAGCAAAUUAAUGGGUCUGUUCACAAAAGACUAUCAACCUUUCUCUAUUGUAAAUGACUCAGGAUUCCGUAAUUUUGUACAUGCACUGAAUCCCGCUUAUGAAAUACCGAGUAGAAGGACUACAACAAAUGUAAUGUUGACAGCAGCAUAUGCAGAAGCAAAUGAGAAAGUACAACAAAAGCUGCAAGGCAUAAAGACAAUCUGUCUAACAACAGAUUGCUGGACAUCAGCUUCUAAUGAAAGUUACAUGGCUGUGACUGGACAUUUCAUAAAUUAACAAUUCAGAUUACAGUCUGUACUGCUGGAAUGCAGUCAUUUCAGUGGUGCCCAUACCAGCUCAAAUUUGUCCACAGCUUUGAUUAAAAUUAGACAAAUUUAGUCUUG